AUCGAGGUAACCGCUUGAUACCGUAAUACUAUUAGCAUCUCGUUCUUCCAUGGGAGUGCCCUAGUGAUGUACCUUACUACCUUAGCGCGCGCCAUGCCUUCGCCAGCCAGUUUGCCCGCCAACGCGUCCCAGCGACGCCGCGUCGCGAGUACCAUAGACAUUAUAGACAACCCGAUUCCCGAUUCCCGCUUUUAAGAUGAGGUGGUAUAUCCUGCUGCUGGCGCUGGCCUCGGCCCGCGGGCAGGACACGUGCCAGUCCAGCUCGGAGCCCCAAUACCUGCUCUUCGGCACCAAGACCGCAUACAACUACGUCAACAGGAACUUGCCCAAUCUCAACCCGCAGAAUAUACCUGGAUGUCAGGCGAAAGCUAUCUGGCUAUUGAACCGGCAUGGUGCUACCAAUCCAGAGGCGGAUGAACUGCCUCAGCUGCAGCACUUGACAGCCUUCAGGGACAACGUUGUGAAGAACUACCACAAUGGCUACGACAAGGAGCCCAGAAUGUGCCUCGGCGACCAAUCGCUGCUCACUCGCUGGACGUGGAACCCGCGGCAGAACCUCACAUUCGCUGGGGAUCUCACGACCAACGGCUACAUGCGCACUGAGGAGCUGGCACAGAGCUGGGUUAGCCGCUAUCCUAGUCCUCUGACUGAUAACAAACAUGAUUACUUGUUCAAGUUCGCGAAGGACAAGCGUUCCUCGGAAUCCUUCCACGCCUUCACUGCGGGCUUGUUCCGAUCGCGUCCUGAAGAUCUCGACUUGCCGCAUGAAAACGAUGAGAAACUGCUUAUGCCGGACAAAUUCUGUCCAGCGUGGAGCAGAGACAUCGGGGACAGCAACGAGACCCUCAGGCAACGGGACAUCUUCGAGUCCAAGCAUGAAUGGGCGGAGAUGGUGAGCAACAUAUCUUCGCGCCUGGGCUUCACGUAUGACAUCGAUCGCAGCAUCAUUAAGAACAUCUACCAGAUGUGCCGCUACAACAAGGCGUGGGACAUCACCCAGAUAUCGCCCUGGUGCUCGGCAUUCUCCCGCGAAGACCUCCGACGUUUCGAGUAUGCCGAAGACUUAGAAACCUUCUACAAGUAUGGCUACGGUUCGGAGACCAGCCCCAAGCUGGCCUGCCCGCUCAUCAAGGAUAUGAUGGAUUUCUUCAAUAAGCAUGUCAACGCAAAUGUCCCCCAACAGCCGGUCUCGCAGAUCCUGUUCGGCGAAGCCCCCGCUCUGCUUCUAUUGACUGGUGCCUUGGGCGGCCGCCGCGACGAUGCACCGCUCACCGGAGACAACUUCCACACGGUCCCGACUCAGAGCCGCAAGUGGAGUUCUUCAGCCGCUUCGCCUUUUAAUGGAAACCUUGCCGCUGUUCUGUACAAAUGCAAUCCCAACGGCAACUUCGGUUACAAGGACCGGCACCAGAUCCUCUUCCUUCAGAACGAGCAAACCAUGGACCUACCCUUCUGCAAGGUGGGCCUCUGCGAGUGGCCAGACCUCAAGGUCCGGCUGGGUGACAUCGCGAAUAAAUGCAACCUGGACUUCUGCAACGGGGCCGCGACUUUGAACGGUGUUGUGGCUUUAAGUGUUGGUUUGUUUGCGUUCUUUGUGAGAUAUCUGGUUUAAAUUCGUGUUUUCACUCACGUGUAUCGAACGUAUUACGGGGUGGCUAAAAAUAACUACCCCCAAAAACCCCGAACCCCGUUUGCGUUUUCGGGGUUGGUCCCAGAGUGAAAGUUGCUCAGUAUUAUCCCAAAACCUCCCUGGUAACGGGAAUGCAGUUAUUUUUCAGCCACCCUGUAUAUUAGGUACUUUAGUAUGGUAUCAGUUUUGUGAGCGUACAAUGUCAGGACGCAGUGCAUAAUUGUUUUCCUCGUAUUUUCUCGGAAACGUUCGUAUUUGUCCCGCUAAUUUCAGUCAACCUCAGUACUUUUUGUACCGAGACUGACUGAAAUAGCAAGACACGUUAGUACGUUUCCGUGAAAAUACGAUGGAAAAUAAUUAUGCACAUGCACUUACAUCUGUAAUGUUAUGAGAAAGAGCCGGUAGCGAAGCGUCUGCACACAAAGUAAUAUAGGUACAACAAAUCCACCUUAUGCCUGAAUGAAGUCGGUUAAAAAAAGCCGUGACGCUUUGCUACCUUCUGGCAAUUGACGGAUGACGCGAUUUUGUCACCGAUGGCUACUAUACUAUCCGCAAACGAAAGUGACGCCCGAGAUCAUAUUACCAUCUCUUUCACUCCUGCUACGACUAUGCAAGUGUGAAAGGGAAGUUCGACCCCGGCCGUCAGCUUGGUUUGCGUAUAGUAUAAUGUCCGUAACACACUUGACCGUUAUAUUUCCACAAACAUUUCUACGGUAUUAAAGAAAACGAUGCAACAGGAAUAUUUUAGGAAAACGUAUGUACCUAAAUGAGUAGGUAGCCAUCGGUGUACUCCUUAUGUACAAGUACACCAAAUACGCAUUUUGUAAGCUUUAGUAAAAUCUUUGACCAUGAACACUAGUAUGAAUAUUACGAGUAUUGUCAGCGUUUUACGUAGGAGUUUUUUGACAUAUUAAUUCCCAUAACUGUCUGUUACCCUUAUUGUAUUGUUCGUUAUUAGAAAUUUACUAAUAUGAAUUAAACAUCAGUGUCAAUAUGCUUUCGGACAUUUAUGGAGCAUUCCACGGGCUGUCCCGUACAAACGCAUUUUAUUUCCUGUGUUGCGACUUUUUUUCGGCAUUUAAAGUGGUCAAUUAUUUUUCUGUGCAUAAUUUUGACCAUUUGGCAUAGAAAAGGAAACUCUUGUACCUGCAAAUCUUCAGAAAAUCGCGUUUGUACGGGACAAAUGGUAGACAAUUUCAUGGAAUGCUCCUUAUACGUUAGUUAGGUACAUUAUAACAAUAACAUUUUAGACUCGCUUAUCAAAGGAAGACAUUCUAGUACAGAUGUAGUGCAGAACGAUUUUGUAUUUGUAUUUGUAGAAUUGUUUUCCAUCGUAUUUUCUCGGAAACGUUCGUAUUUUUCAUGCUACUUCAGUCAACCUCAGUACUUUUAGUACCGUCACUGACUGAUAUAGCAAGACACGUUCGUACGUUUCCGUGAAAAUACGAUGGAAAAUAGUUAUGCUCCACAUCUGUAUCACAUUUUGUGUCAGUAAGUUCGUACUUUACUGUUUAAGAAAAUUGAAAUUGAAAUUGAAAUCGUUUAUUGCAUAUCACAUAGCAGGUACAGGUGUUCUUAAAUAUAAGCUGUUCAUGUGACGCCCUGUUAGGGCACAGCAACAUGGUUCCACAUAGGACAACAUACUAAUAAAAUCUAAAAAGAACUUAAAUGUGACGUUCCACGGCAAAAGGUACCUUAUGGCGGCUGGCGCUUACGUCUUAUAGCGCCGCAAUAAUAUUGGAGCGGUGUUAAUAAUAGCGUAAGCGCCAACCGCCAUAAGGUGCCUUUACCCGUGGGACGUCACAAAUGUGCCCAAGUAAUUCAAUAGUCAUGGUAAUAAAAAGUAUCAUAUUCAAAGUAUUUUUGAGACACUAAAUAAUGCUACUAGUUUUUAGAGGUUUAGAAGCCGAGAAAACGUAAAAAGUAUAUUUCUUGUCGUUAAUAUUAAUUUUGAAUGUACAGUUAGCAUGUAAUACUUUUUUUUUAAACUAAGGGUCCUGAAGGGGAUAAAACAAACAACCCGAUAGUGGACAGGUACAAUUUAAUUGCCGGCCUGGUUAAGUUUACACUUUUGAGCUUAAACACUACUUAACGACUUAUUGAUAGUAAACUAAAUUUAUAUUUAUCUAACCGGGUUUUAAUUAUUGUUGGUGAUACUUGGUCGAUUGCGCUAUUGGAUAGUUAAUACUAAAAGGUGAAUAGUCCAAAAUCGCAGUUUAGGAAAAAGUAGUGAAAGGCUUAGCUGCACUGUAGCGACAGUCGACGGCUCUCUCUCUCGACCAGAUGGCCGGAGGUUCCAAUAGCUCCGACUCUGGCGGGGCCAGCUGCACAGGUCGACUGGCACAGAAUCUGGCCUACCAAAGGCCGCGCCCCUAGUAGACACCUCCUGUCGGAGGAAAAUCGUCUUGCCGGGGUUUAUGAGUGAUCGAAUAUCAACUCCGAAGUGCCCAGGACGCUCCUGGUUCGCCCUUUCGGGAAACGGGUUAACCUCAAGGUACACCUGAGGGCAGGCAAAGAUGAGAACGUUGUCCCAAUUAUUUAAUAUAAAGCCGAGCCCGGCUAGGUCGGGGAAGAAAAUCCAAGUCCCCAAAAUGGCCGAAUCAUUCUCCCUCGGUGCCUCCUCUUCGAUGUUGCCAGGGUUACAAUCCCAAGGCAUUUAACAAAACUGACGUGAAAUUCUAAAUACGGAAAUUAGAACAGAGCGUGGUAAACGCUGCUGGACAAGCACGGUAUGAUAUUUUUAAGAAAGGGAAAGGAAGACUCGACAAUCUAUACAUUCCUACCCGUUCAUGGAGAAUGAUAAUAAUUAUUUUGGUAAGAACUAGUUGGCGAUCGAACUGGUUUCGAAGGGAUUCAGACCUAUCUCCCUGGCAACACGGAAUCGCUGCCAACUUGACAGUCCAUCGACACUAUUCGAGACACAGAUUUAAUCGCCCGUCCGGCUUCAUAGAAGUAUUUUGUUAUCUAAAUAUUUUUCCAUUACACACCCCCCUAACCAGGAGAAUUUUACGACAGAGGCAAAAGACGAAGGAGUAAAAUUCCAGCUCGCCCUCGAGCUGUGUCACCAGCCGAACGGUGUAAGGAGAAGGGAAUCUAAGGACUUCCCUAGGACGUGGAUUACGGCCCACAAUCGCACGUCGAUUUGUCCCUUGGCAUCAAUUGAGUCCGCGGGGCCGUCGCUGGAAACAAUCGCAUCUAGGCCUACGGGACAAAACAAAGAGAAAACAAAAAAAAAUUGAAGCCAACGUCGCUUCAAUGGACAAACAAAAUAAAAAAAAUAAAUAAAUAAAGCGCUUUCCCAAAAGAUAAUAGACUACCCGGAUUGUGGAGUAUUGGUACGUCUCGUUACAGGAGUCAAGUGGUGUGGACAGAACUUGGCUUGCAGUCUUUUAUGUGCCAUUUACCCAGACGCUUCCCAUUCUCAUCUUCCAACUCGUAGACUAAACGGGAUAUUUUCCGAAUGACGCGACAUUUGUCAUAUUUGGGUGCUAGCUUCGCCGAGAAGUAUUUACCGGCGUUGCUCUGCUUGAAGGUGCGUUUCCACACUUCGUCUCCGACGUUGAAUUCUAUAUCACGACGUUUAUCAUUGUAAUACUUGAUGUUGCGGUCAUGAGCUUUCUGUAAUAAUUCCUUCACGGUCGGGUAAAUGGCCCUAAGGGUCUUAAUCUUGUCGAGGUACUCUCCCCGGGGGGAAAAAACGAUUUCGUCGACCUCCUCGGGGUCGUCGUAAAUUGUGCCAUCCGGUACUGCUUGGCGUCCAUGCACGAGCAGGAACGGAGUAUAUGAUGUUGUUUCAUUGACUGAGGUAUUUAAAGCGAACUGUAUACGAGAAAUAUUCACGUCCCACGAGCGAUGAUCCGAUUCAACGAACGUUGAUAUUGCUGUUACUAGGGUCUUGUUGUAACGCUCUACGGUGUUGACUGGGGGUGUCGAAAGUGGCUAAACGUGUGAGGAGUUCAAAAUGAUCUGCACAAGCUUUUAUUCUCUUAAUAAAGUUGUGUUCAGGUAAUUUUGAACGUCUGAACCGCUUGGCUUACUUUGGUGUGACUGUAUACUGUAUGUACUAAGAUAUCCUAGACUAUCUAGGCCACCUGUAAGUGUCGCUUUAGUACUUAGAUAUAGUUUUUGCUGUGAGAUUUUUCAAUAUUUUAAUAUCAUGCAUUUUAACUGUAUUUGUGGUCGCUUACGAUGUAAUGAUAGGCUUUAUUAUUUUAAGCGUUUUUAGUUUCGAUUAAGUUUUUUAACGUUAUAUUUUGUAAAUAUAGAGCAGUCGUGAGCGUAAUUAUGUGGUAUUAUUCUUUUACUUGUCCUAGUCUAAGUGGAUAAUUGUAUACAUGAAUAUAAACGCCGAUUGUGCCCAGUUUACAGAUGUAGGUAGUGCAUAAUUAUUUUCCCUCGUAUUUUCACGGAAUGUUACGAACGUAUCUUGCUAUUUUAGUCAGUCUCGGUACAAAAAGUACUGACAUUAAGUAACUGAACUUACAUGACAAAUACGAACGUUUCCGAGAAAAUAUAAUG
Cydia fagiglandana is the source of this 6148-nucleotide messenger RNA. Its product is annotated as multiple inositol polyphosphate phosphatase 1-like. The record is from RefSeq and is a predicted model, not a curated record. NCBI's taxonomy places the organism in Eukaryota, Metazoa, Arthropoda, Insecta, Lepidoptera, Tortricidae. The coding region runs from base 197 to 1612 and encodes 471 amino acids. Gene Ontology annotation, molecular function: acid phosphatase activity; inositol phosphate phosphatase activity. The transcript has 10 exons.